AUGCCUAGAGGCAAAAAGGCUUCAACUGGUUCUUCUAGAUCAAGAGACGGUCCGAGGAGGACGAAGUGCCAAUCUGCUUCAGAGAUUGCGCGCAAUGUCAAUAGCUUUGAGACUUGGGCGACCUUCCAAGGAUGCGAAGAGGUCGCAUAUAGAGAUAUACCUCGCGACCUCAAAGCAGAUGUCAAAAAGGUGUUCAAGAUUAGGGCACAACUACCCAAGGACUGGUUGGAUAAGUCAUCGGAUGCGAGUAGGGAACUACUAGCAUGGCUAUCUCCUGAAUUUGUUUGCUUCAUCCGUAGUAUCGGAGAGGCGUCUCCAGAGUUAUUCACUGCUAGAGUGUCACCCGAGACCCUGAGGGAGCUUGUCUGUGAUUUGCAAGUGGUUCAUUCUGCAUGGAAGAGGCUGCAGAAGAUGCGUGAGUCGAGCAGAAAGUGGUCUGAAGCCGAUUAUGUUGCAAACGUAUAUAACGUCUUUCGUACUCCUGCCGUGAGCAAUAGUGACUUCCGAGCACAAUGUUCAGUCACUCUAGCACAACCUCUAGCCUGUUUUACACUGGCGCCAAAAUCUGUGCGGGUUCUGAACGCGAAGUCAGUGUCACCGGACUCCGCCAUUUAUAUUCCAUACCAUCUCGUUCGCGAGUUAUCAUUCGAUGCCAAGUCACCAUACAAAGUUCUAAAGGCACAUCCGACUGCCACGAAUCAUGGCAGCAUUGGAGGCGAAUCUUCCUUCCGUUAUCAAGCAACACCUUGUACAAAACUUCCGGAACGACCUACGUUCGAGUUCGUGAGCGCGUUCUGGGAGGAUAAGAAGCCAAUGCAUCACCUCUUAGAGGAUGCAUAUCGUCAGAAUAGGAUGGCGACAACCUCCGCAGUAAGACAGUUGCACUUCCUCCGCAUCCGUGCGCCAAUCUUUGGGUUGGUUUGGGCACAGGGCACCGUGCGAGCCCAUGUGGAUUGGUGGGAUUCUAAGCCGGACACAGAGUACCCGUCUGUCCGCUCUGCGGCCUAUCCGGGGCCAAAGCACAGCAGUCGCAGAGCCAGCGGUAUCUUCCACGAAUGGAAUUUGGACGAGCCGACUGAUAUCUUGCAGGUCUUUUUCCUGGUCAGGAACAUCGAUUGCUGGACGGUCGAUGGCUUUCGCGACCGUGUUGUGGAAGGAAUCAGUCAACUUGUGACCGAUGUCACAGUGAACGGGCACAAAUUUACGCCAUGGAAGCGGAAAGGAGACCUCUAUCGCUCCAUCCCGAUGGAGGUGCCAGCAAGCCGGCCGAGUUUCUCGGUUACGCCCACCAUCUCGCCGUCUAGUACGCCUCCUAGGAAGCGCAAGCACGCUGGAAGAUAA
Fibroporia radiculosa is the source of this 1341-nucleotide messenger RNA. RefSeq lists its product as uncharacterized. NCBI's taxonomy places the organism in Eukaryota, Fungi, Basidiomycota, Agaricomycetes, Polyporales, Fibroporiaceae. The coding region runs from base 1 to 1341 and encodes 446 amino acids. The transcript is spliced from 6 exons. The record is from RefSeq and is a predicted model, not a curated record.